GAGAGCGAGAAAAAGAGAGAGAGACUAGUGGUCAUGACUGGGGGUUAAGGACGUCGUUCCCUAAAUCAAUGUGUCAUUUUAAUUGAACACUUAACUGCUAGCAGACAGAGGAUCAUUUAUACCGAAUGACUUGCAGGGGUUUCAUAUGAACACAUGCUGCUUCAACAUGAGACAACUUAAAAAACAGACGGAGAACUGAGACACUGAGAGACGGAGAACAGGACAGGACACGACAGGACAGACGGGACUUUGGCAGAUGGGUGAUGCCUCCGGUCUGCAUGGACCACAGCAUCCAAUCUGCCUGGAUAGAGAUUAAAGAGAGAAAAGAGAGAGAAAGAGCGAGAGACAGCAGGAACGACUGGAACACAAAGACUUUCUCCUGAGGGACACAUCAUGGCUGCGCUCUCUUUGAACGGCUUAUUUCUGUCCCUGCUGACGCUCACGCUGUCUCAUCCGGACUCCUUCGCUCAGGAGUUUGAAAGCAGAGAUGAUAUACUUGAAAAAGAGUUCAUGUACGCUGGUCGACCCAAACGCUCUCCUGACUCUCAGGGUGAUAAAUGUUCCUACACCUUCGUCGUCCCUCAGCAGAAGACCACAGGUGCUAUUUGCGUGAACUCUAAAGGACCGGAAGAGCUGCUGGAGAACCGCGUGAACAAACAGGAGCUGGAACUUCUGAACGGAGAGCUUCACAAACAAAGGCGUCAGAUUGAGACGCUGCAGCAGCUGGUGGAGGUGGACGGCGGCAUUAUCAACGAAGUCAAGCUUCUGCGCAAGGAGUCGCGCAACAUGAACGCCCGCGUCACGCAGCUCUACAUGCAGCUGCUGCACGAGAUUAUCCGUAAGAGAGACAACGCUCUGGAGGUUUCUCAGCUGGAGAACCGAGUGCUCAAUCACACGUCAGAAAUGCAGCAGUUGACCGCGCGCUAUCGUGACCUGGAACACAAAUACCAUCACUUAUCGUCUCUCGCCGGCAAUCAGAGCGCCCUGAUAACGCAGCUCGAGGAACACUGUCGGAGAGGAGGCUUUGUCGGUGGUGGAGGUGGUGUCCGACAGACGCGACCCUACCAGCCACCUGUAAACCUGCCACAGCCACCCCAGAUUCCCCAACACAGACCAGCACCACCACAACCACCUCCGAUACAACACGCCCCGGCGAUCAGACCCUUCCACCCGCCACCCUACAACCGCCAUACCAACCAUAUGAACAAUGAAAUCCAGAGCGACCAAAACUCUAAAGCCAUCCCACCGACUUUACCGACCAUGCCAUCUGGAACUCACAGCUUCUCCACAGAUAAACCUUCAGGACCGUUUAAAGACUGUCUGCAGGCUCAAGAAGAAGGUCACAGUAACAGCGGCAUGUUUCUGCUGAAACCAGAUAAUAUCAACAAACUAAUGCAGGUUUGGUGCGAGCAGAGACAUGAUCCUGGCGGCUGGACCGUCAUCCAGAGACGCAUGGACGGAUCGGUCAACUUCUUUAGAAACUGGGAAACAUAUAAGCAAGGAUUUGGGAACAUCGAUGGUGAAUAUUGGCUCGGUCUGGAGAACAUCUACUCGCUGACCAACCAAGCAAACUACAAGCUUCUGGUGACUCUUGAGGACUGGUCAGGCAGAAAGACAUUCGCCGAAUACGCCAGUUUCCGCCUAGAGCCAGAGACGGACUUUUACAAGCUGAGGGUGGGUCGUUACCACGGCAACGCUGGAGAUUCUCUCACUUGGCACAACGGGAAACAGUUCACCACCCUGGACAGAGAUCACGACGCAUACACGGGUAACUGCGCUCACUAUCAGAAGGGAGGAUGGUGGUACAACGCUUGUGCUCACUCUAAUCUGAACGGCGUGUGGUACCGCGGUGGACAUUACCGCAGUCGCUAUCAGGACGGAGUUUACUGGGCGGAGUUUCGUGGCGGAUCAUACUCGCUGAAAAAAGUCACAAUGAUGAUUCGUCCAAAUCCAAACACUUUCCAUUAGAAGAUGAUGCUGAGAAAGUUAAUAAAGUGCAAUGUUUUUUCAGUAUUUUUUCUUAAUGUUUUCUUAAUGUAACAUGUACCAAAAACUAAGAAAGUGCAAUGACUUCAUCACAACACUUGAGUUUGCAAAGCCUCUGGACAUCACAGGGACAAUUUAAGGACACUCAAACAGACCCAGUAAUGCUGGGUUCCUCAUGACAGGAGAACCAAGAUCUCUACAGACGCUGAACAGUGAUGUGCAUGAGAUAUCACUCCAACUGUACCUACAUUAAUGAUAUAUUAUGUGACCUGAGCAAUUGUAAGAGGUGUUUACACAUUAUUUUUUCUCGUAAGAUGGUGCAUUUAGUCAACAUGAGCUACUCAAAACCAACCAGACAGCAAUUAGGCCAAUGCCACUGAUUUUAUUACCAUUAGUGUACAAGUACAUUGAGGCUGUGUCCGAAACCGCCUACUUCUAUACUAAAUAGUAGGGCAAAAAGCAGUAGGCGAGGUGAGAAAAAAAUUAAACAUGGCAUUCCAUUAAACAGUAUGCGAAAAGUACCCGGAAGACCUACUACUUCCGGCAAAAUCCUGAAGUGUUCAUUUGAUGGACCCUUUACUAUCCCAUGAGCCCCCGAAGAGAAGUUGGCAUUGUUUUAUUAAAGGAGUAGUCCACUUUAAAGAUGGGGCCCAUUGACAUACCAUAGUAUUUUUUUUCUUACUAUGAAAAGUCAGUGGACCACAUCUUUAAAGUGGACUACUCCUUUAAGAAAUGUCCAAAAGCAGUAACUCGGCUUUAUUUAAAUGCAAAUACAUAUAUAUAUAUAUAUAAAAAAGUUGUCCCUUGUGGUUAAAUUGUGGUAGUUUAAAGGUGCAGUGUGUAAAUUUUUAAAUUAAGUUUGUCCGUUAAGGGCUUUUGUAGAAACAUGGCGUCACAAAAUGGCGAUUUUCACGUAAGGGGACCCUCGGUGUAUAUAGAUAUGUAGAUAAAAACAUCUCAUUCUAAUGUAAUAAAACAUAAUGGUUCAUUAAGAAAGGUCUUUAUACACCCCUGAUAAUAUAGUUUUUUACAUUUCUCUCAAGAGAUCCUUUUAAAAAUUACACACUGCACCUUUAAUGUUAUUCCAGUUAACAACUAACUUGUUACGAUGAUGUAUGUCACAUGAUGCAUCAACAUGGUGGAUGUAGAGCAUCCGAAUUCAUUUAUACUAUCAAUAUUUAUACCAUAUAGUAGAUACUUUAACAGUCGAUGAGUAGAUACUUAAUUCAUAACUAAUUCCGUCACAGUAUGAGAUUUCGGAUGCAGCAUUAGGCUACAUGUAAAGAGAGGAGGGGAAUCACUUCUCUGUGAACUCAUUUUCAUUUCAAGAGGUCUUUAAAGAAAAAGCACUCAUUUACACCUUCUAGUUUGAUUUCUUUCACAUUGCAUUGACUUCAUGUAAAGGCUGUGUUCAAAUCACCCAAAGGUGCCCUAAGACGUAGACAACAAAGAGACAUCUGAAGUCAGAUUCUAGGGAGCGUAUAUUCACUGCAAAUGGAUGAAAAUGUACAUUGAUAUAUCAAUAAAUACAGCAAAAAUUACCCAAGCACCACCUCACAUGUUAGUUUGUAUUUUGGGAAGCAAAUUCAAGUUCAAAAUUGAUGGAUUGAACUUCAAAAGCAAGACCUUUGAGAGACAUUGCAAAGUGAAAACAUGUUGUAUUUUAUUUUAUUGUCUACAUGAUAGUGUAAGAAUUUAAUAUUUGUAUGAAUGAUUUCAAUCUGAUCCUUUCAACCGAAUUCCUCUUGUACAUAUAAACUAAGAGCGAGUGUUUCUGUAACAGUGUUGUUGUGCUGUCUACCAGAAUUUUCCAAUAAAUUAUGUACAGCUACA
Molecule: messenger RNA, 3819 nt
Organism: Paramisgurnus dabryanus
Lineage: Eukaryota; Metazoa; Chordata; Actinopteri; Cypriniformes; Cobitidae
Gene: angptl2a
Product: angiopoietin-like 2a
Biological process (GO): blood coagulation
Source: RefSeq, a predicted model, not a curated record